AUGUCGUCUUCUUCCACAUUUCCUGCGUGGGCAUCGAGCAGAAGUAUACUUACCCCUAAGGCAACCAAGAACUAUACUGAGUAUAUCUGCAAUCAUCUAAACGGCUGUCCUCUUAAACAAACACAUCAUGCUGCAUCUAUAGCUGCAUCUACCGGCACAUCACACUCAAAGUUGUCUCUCAUGAAUGGAUUCAAAUGCCGGGCUCUAGAGGUUGAGACCAAGCCUUCCAUUUCACAAGGGAAGAAGUUUCAACUCGAGGACAUCAUCGAGGCCCAGCAGUUUGAUCGGGAAACUCUGAUUUCCAUAUUCGAUGUUGCACUUGAGAUGGAGAAGGUUGAGAAGAACUCGCCCGAGAGCCAAAUUCUUAAAGGUUAUCUGAUGGCCACCUUAUUUUACGAGCCCUCAACCAGGACCAGGCUCUCAUUUGAGUCUGCCAUGAAACGUUUGGGUGGGGAAGUUUUGACCACUGAGAAUGCACGAGAGUUCUCAUCGGCCGCAAAGGGGGAGACCCUUGAAGAUACUAUAAGAACGGUGGAAGGGUACUCUGAUAUAAUAGUGAUGAGGCAUUUCGAAAGUGGUGCUGCUAGAAGGGCGGCAAGCACAGCUGGUAUUCCGGUUAUUAAUGCUGGAGAUGGCCCAGGACAGCAUCCAACUCAGGCCUUGCUGGAUGUGUACACAAUUCAAAGAGAGAUAGGGAAACUUGAUGGCAUCAAAGUUGGACUCGUUGGAGAUCUUGCUUAUGGAAGGACUGUCCGCUCGCUCGCCUAUUUGCUCGCCAAGUUUAAGGAUGUUAAAAUCUACUUUGUGGCACCCGAAGUAGUGAAAAUGAAGGAUGACAUAAAAAGUUAUCUUACAUACGAAGGAGUUGAAUGGGAAGAGAGCAGGGAUUUAAUUGAGGUGGCUUCCAAAUGUGACGUGGUGUAUCAGACCCGUAUUCAGCGAGAAAGAUUUGGUGAAAGAAUUGAUCUUUAUGAAGAAGCCCGAGGCAAGUACAUUGUGAAUCGAGAUGUCUUAGAUGUGAUGCAAAAACAUGCAGUCGUAAUGCAUCCAUUGCCGAGGCUUGAUGAGAUUACUGUUGAUGUUGAUAUUGAUCCGAGGGCAGCCUACUUCCGACAAGCAAAGAAUGGUCUCUAUAUACGCAUGGCCCUUUUAAAGCUUUUACUGCUUGGAUGGUGA
This is a messenger RNA of Striga hermonthica, 1176 nucleotides long. The record is from the annotation of a GenBank genome assembly. NCBI's taxonomy places the organism in Eukaryota, Viridiplantae, Streptophyta, Magnoliopsida, Lamiales, Orobanchaceae.